Leptinotarsa decemlineata (Colorado potato beetle) is the source of this 1398-nucleotide messenger RNA. RefSeq lists its product as uncharacterized. The record is from RefSeq and is a predicted model, not a curated record. NCBI's taxonomy places the organism in Eukaryota, Metazoa, Arthropoda, Insecta, Coleoptera, Chrysomelidae.
UUUCCUUUAUAUAUCCAACCUAUUUGAAUCAAAACAUUAUAAUUUGUAGUUAUAAUUCGUCUUUUGAAGUAAAUCAAUUUGAUAAUUUAUUAUUGACACUGGUAAUAUCAAAUUGAUCGUGGGUUUGAUAAUGAAGAUGGAUAGAGUCUUCGAAACAUCACUAGAUAAGUAUACAAAUGGUUUCCGCGGCUAGAAAUUUGAACAUCCUGAAUUUCGGGUUGAAUCGCGCUCACAGUUUGCAUUGUUCGACGUUUCAGCGAACAUUUUUUGCAACUACCUAUUUUCGAAUGACUAGGGUUAAAGAAGGCAUCAUUAAGUCAAUGAGAAUGUAAGAAAAAAAAAUGAUUCACCAAAAAAAAAGCUGAAAUACAACCACUAUUUUAAAUAUGAGGACAUUUCAAAACUGUCUCUAAUCGUAAAGUUGAUCUAUUGUAAGUUGAGCUAUUGUAAAUACAGAACACAUAUCAGAUGUAACUGAGAAAAAAGAAUGUUUGCCGAUCGAGUGCCACUAACCAACCGAUCAGAUUUGUAUAGAAUGAAGACAAAUUUCAUGAUUGAAAGUUAAUUUUGUGACUUGGGUUAGGAAUAGUCUUUCAUAUAAGUCACAGAAUAAAUAUAUGAGUGUUCUCUGUUCUCUGGUCUUUGGCACUUGGAACUCUUGGAAGGAACAGUAUUCCGACACCACAGAUGUGCCGACACUAUAUAGGUGGUUUGUGCACUAUAUGGAUUGCUGUGUCUUUUGCAAGGCUCUUAUAUGUUCUAUUACUUAUUGAAUUUUGUUUAUAUGAAACUCAUAAUAAUAUGGUGGCUUCUUGUGCGGCUUAUAAUUGUACAGUUAGAUACAAUAAAGAAGAAGGUGAUAUAUCCUUUCAUAGGUGAGAUGAAAAACUAUUUGAGAUUCCCAAAGGAUGAAAUUAUUAGGAAACAAUGGGUAGCAUCCUUGAGGAGAAAAGGUUACAACCCUUCAAAUUAUGCUACACUUUGCAGCAGACAUUUUAGAAAAGAAGAUUAUGUUGUGAAUAACAAAGGGAUGAAGUAUUUGAAAAAGGGAGCAGUUCCAUCCAUAUUCAAUUUUUAUGAAGAUCCAACAAGAUUGAAUUAUGGCCAAAAAAAAAUUUUGGACCCCAUUACUCAAUUCGAAGAUACACUCUGCUCCUCUCCAAUAAGUGUUCACAAUAACCGACCUGUUAUGAAACUAAUCCCUUGCCAACCAGCACUCUGUAUAACAGAUUACAAUAAUUGUUUUCCACAACUGAAAGCAGAAAUGGACAUUGAAUCAACUUGCCAGAAACCAGUUUACCAAUCCGAUAAUUCCAAAGCAAUAGAACUUGAAGAAGUAUCAGAUACGUUUGAAAGAGUUUCCAGUCCUUCCAGAUCAGGGUCUAUAAUCCGGAAGAG